CAACGCCCGUUUCUCAACGUCACCUUCCAGCGCUCUGGGCUUCCAGAAGCCACGUGACUCGAACUGCUUCGGGCGCGGCGGGAGAAAAGCUGCCUGGCUUUCGCAAGAGUCAAAUCAGAAUCCUAAAUCAAAGCUUCUUUUCCAUUCGCUAUUUUUCAAUUUCACUGAAUUUUCGAAAAUCAGAUAGAAUAUUCUUACCGCGGAAUCAGUCGCGUGACUUCAGCACGUGUGAUACUUUUUUAACGAACCAUCGCCGGUGUGAGAUAUGAAAAUGAAACGACAUUAAUCGCUGAGAAGUAAGACGGGAUCGCAUCGAGUGUGUGUCGCGAAAGUGAGAAAUGGAAGGGUUGAAAAAUGAUCAGUGAAGUUCGGUGCGGGGAGGAUAUACUUAGAGGGUUUUUCGCGACGUAGUGUAAUCGUCAAGUACCGCAAAGCAUGUGACAAUGCGUCGGAGAAGGUACUGCAACCUUCUGACCUUCGCUAUGGUGUUGCUCAUUUUUGUCGGACGCAGCGACGGCUAUCUGAACAUCUUCAUCAGCAAAGCUCAGGUCAUGAAACUCCUCGGACUCACUGCGGAGCUGUUCUACGUCCGAGAAGGGGUGGUCAACACUUAUGCUAUGAACUUUGUCGUCCCAGUCCCGGCCAAUAUGGCUGACCUGGAGUUUUCUUGGCAGAGCCUCGUUGGACACCCUCUUCCCUACUCCAUGCAGCUCGACUACGAAGUCGUCGGGACGCCGGGUCGAGGCAAUACCGGGAUGACGGCUCUACUACCACCGAGGGUGAACGUCUCGGCCCAGGGAGAAGUUCCGGUCAAGCUUCAGGUGUUCAGGAUACGUUUGCCCUGUUCCGGAGACGCCAGUGCCGAGAUUCCGUUGGUCUUAAGGCUGAACGUCACAGCGCCACCUGGAACCCGAUACAACGACACUGUUUUACUCUUCAGACGCAAUAAAAUUUGUCUCAAAGGUGUGGAAGCCCCACUGAAGAACAAUUCAGUGAAGCUGGAAGCUGGCUCCCUGGUAACUGGCAGCGGAACACUCUACGUGGCAGCGGCUUGUGCCUGCGCCCUGGUUCUCGUCGUUGCAAGCGUGGUCAGUGCCCUAUACAUCAGGAACAGCAAGGCCAGGGUUCAAGAGUCACAGAAAACGCUGCCGUGCUGCAGCUACACAGCAGCUACUACCGGAGGUCUGACCGGGAGUUCGGUCCUCGUAAGGGUGGACACUCGCCCCGGAAGUGCGAACUCCGGAAGCUACGCGACCAUCGCCGACUUGGAGCCACUUUACGCUAGACCCUGUGGGUCAAGGGCGAGUUAUUACGCUGCCAGUCACGUGACACAUCUCAGUCAGGCAACGGAUCCGUGUGACAAGGCGAAAGCUCUCGCCGUUCCCAGGUCAGCUUUGUACUGUCGAAACCUUGCCCAGGUCGGGACCUUCGGCCAGGUUUUCAAGGGAACACUGGAAUUGGCUGGACGAGAUCAAGAAGUGAUCAUUAAGACUGUCACAGAGGUGGCAUCCGCCUAUCAGGCUUCCCUCCUCGUCGUCGAAGGAUCACAGCUCGCCGGUCUCGUUCACGCCAACAUUGCUUCGCUGGCCGCGGCCUGCCUCGACAGUCCGUGCCCACUUCUGGCCUAUAACUCGACGCCAAACGAGCUUAACCUGAAGCUCUACUUGACGGAUGGCCGAUAUCAUCCCGUCGCUAGGGACCUCGUCCACGUCGGUGCUCAAGUCGCAAGGGCAGGAGCUUUCUUGCAUGGGCGGGGACUCUUGCAUAGGGAUAUCGCGGCGAGAAACUGCCUCAUAGAACCGGUCAGCCUUCGCGUCAGGCUUGCCGACGCUGCUUUGGCACGGGAUCUUUUCCCUCAGGACUACCACUGUUUGGGCGACAAUGAAAAUCGACCCAUUCGGUGGAUGGCCCUUGAAACUCUCAUCUAUAAUCAGUUCAGCACAGCCACCGAUGUGUGGGCUUUCGGCGUUCUCUUGUGGGAGCUGGCGACGAUGGGUCAGCAGCCGUACCUCGAGGUGGAUCCCUUCGAGAUGACGGCGUGCCUGAGGGACGGCUACAGGCUGGCCCAGCCGAGGCCUUGCGCCGACGAGCUUUUCGCGGUGAUGACGGUCUGCUGGCUCGGACUUCCGAGGGACAGGCCGACGAUGCCGCAGCUCCUCGCCUACCUCCAGGAGUUCCACGACGCGCUCGGUGGUUUCAUUUAGGAUUCGCGGACACCGAGAGUCCGACCGACGGACACCGCUCUCGUCAAUCGACGGUCGACGAAUCUGUUUUCCCGACGAGCGAGCAGCCGAGCGGAUUUCGGCCUUGCCCCGCUUCAGGACGCGGUGUGUCAACGCCUUACGAAAUCUUAUCGCCGAGAUUACGGAAAAGGUCAAGAGAUGCGGGAGAGAGACAAAAGCCUCGAAAGCAGAGAGACGGACGGACACUCGGGGCGAUUGCCAUCGCCAAGAAAGAAUGGUAAAAUGCUGUCCCGGAUCAAAUCUAUCGAGGUGAUAUAACGGUGGCUGUUCUAAUACUCGUACGUCGCGGCUGAAUCAAAGUCAUUCGACCCGCGAUGGUGUUGCACGAGCAUUUUUUUAGCAACAAGUUUAACAAUCAGGGUCCAAGAAAGAAAAUUAUCCUGAACGGAUUGAUGAAACGAGAGAUUUCGAGUUCGUCACUGUGACUCUCCACUUAUUCUGAGAUCGUCAUUGUUACGUACGAAUAUGUAGGUAUGUUAUGUAUUGUAUACAGGUGUAAAAUAUAUUAGUGUAUAUAACAUGGGAUUUUGAAACGCCGAAGUAAACGUUGAAAGUAUAUACAGUAAAGGAGAAUAAGUCAGGAACGCGUAAUCAAACUCCAGAAGAGAAAAAACGAAAGUCUGAAAUAAAACACAUUGUUGCACGGAAUUGAAAUCGAUCGCUCAAUUAAUAAUCAUCUCUUACUUUUACACUGAAAAACUUUCGGUGAGAUUUGGCAGGUUUAAGGGAUGAUUGCUAAUUGGGUUUUUAAAUAAAAUUAAAACCCACUGUACUUCAAACCUUCCGAACUAUUCAAUCAUAUACGAAUCAGGGCUGUAAUAUACAAAUGGCACGAGCAAAAAAAAAAUUCAUCACUGCCACGUUACAGAUGUGCCUGAAAAUUUUUACCAGUCUUAUAACAAAUAGAAGAAAAAACAACACUUCAUCUUGUAAACUUUAGCGAAAAUUUUUCCAAGUCGCAAAUGUAUGUAUCGAAAACUGGAAAAUUUCUUAAUGCUAAAGUCUAAUGCUCAAUUGCAGAUCACCAGUUUUUAAACCCGCCCUAUUAAGUUUGUUCGGCCACUAUAUCCAAUCUCACGGUACUUUACAGCCCUUCUGACAAUUAUCUACUAUCUAUUUCACUUGAAUCUACGUAGGUAAAAAAGAGAAAGAGAACAAUAUAAAAAAAAAAAAUUAAAAAAAAAGAUAGCAUGUAUAAUGUAAUUUCUUAAGUGUACUCGAUGUAUAAA
Neodiprion virginianus is the source of this 3472-nucleotide messenger RNA. RefSeq names its product tyrosine-protein kinase Drl-like. The transcript has 9 exons. Gene Ontology annotation, biological process: positive regulation of kinase activity; cell surface receptor protein tyrosine kinase signaling pathway; protein phosphorylation. NCBI's taxonomy places the organism in Eukaryota, Metazoa, Arthropoda, Insecta, Hymenoptera, Diprionidae. The record is from RefSeq and is a predicted model, not a curated record. Gene Ontology annotation, molecular function: protein tyrosine kinase activity; ATP binding. Bases 444 to 2204 code for a protein of 586 amino acids. Gene Ontology annotation, cellular component: signaling receptor complex.